CGGAAGGAGGCUCUCCGACGUGGGGGAGGAGCCACAAAGGGGAUUGUGGGAGAAAGGCUUCUUCCUUUCCGUCUGACGGCGGCCAUCAGGUGAGCCGACAUGGGUGCCUACAAGUACAUCCAGGAGCUGUGGAGGAAGAAGCAGUCGGACGUGAUGCGCUUCCUGCUGCGGGUGCGCUGCUGGCAAUACCGGCAGCUGUCGGCGCUGCACCGGGCGCCCCGCCCCACCCGGCCGGACAAAGCGCGCAGGCUGGGCUACAAGGCCAAGCAAGGUUACGUCAUAUACAGGAUUCGUGUUCGCCGCGGUGGCCGCAAGCGCCCUGUUCCUAAGGGUGCAACCUACGGCAAGCCUGUCCAUCACGGUGUCAACCAGCUCAAGUUCGCCCGGAGCCUUCAGUCUGUGGCCGAGGAGAGAGCUGGACGCCACUGUGGGGCCUUGAGAGUCCUGAACUCUUACUGGGUUGGCGAAGACUCCACAUACAAGUUCUUUGAGGUUAUCCUCAUCGAUCCAUUCCACAAAGCGAUCAGGAGAAAUCCUGACACCCAGUGGAUCACCAGACCAGUCCACAAGCACAGGGAGAUGCGUGGGCUGACAUCUGCAGGCCGUAAGAGCCGUGGCCUUGGAAAGGGCCACAAGUUCCACCACACUAUUGGUGGUUCUCGCCGCGCAGCCUGGAGGCGGCGCAACACUCUGCAGCUCCACCGUUACCGCUAAUACAAGUCGUGUUUGUAAAAUUCAUACCCAAUAAACAACUUAGGACAGUCACGUCUGCUUAAAGGUGUUAUUUGUCUGUUAAAAUUAGUCUCAGAUCAUUUCAUGAGUGCUUUGUGGAAUUAUAGCAGUUAAGGUGCAAUAAUGUUGAAGGCGAGUGAUGGUGUGUCUCGUUUCUAAUCAGAACUGCUGUGGUUCGGUUUUCUUACUAGGAGUUACAUGUGCUGUGUUGACAUGCUGUGAGGUGUCGUAGAUGUAAAAUAUAGAGUGCUGAACUAGCCUGUAGACUUGCUUGGUGCAUGUGGUAGCAGUGCAGUGUUCUGGCUUCAAGUGGCUGCUUGCUGGGAGUUUGACAAGUACAAAGUUAGGGUUGGAUUUUGCUUAGAAAUGCAUAGGCAUGAGAUGCUUUCCCAGCCUGUGUCGUGAUACUGGUAGGGAGGUGAGAUCAACUGCCACCUAUGUGAAACAUUGAGUCCAGUUUUCCAUUUGUCCAGCUGCUGCCUCUGAAAGUAGUUUCAAAAAUGCCACUGUUAAGAACCAGGUGAGGUGAACUUGUAAGAAGUCUCUCCCAAAUAAAUUU
This is a messenger RNA of Nannospalax galili (Upper Galilee mountains blind mole rat), 1291 nucleotides long. RefSeq names its product ribosomal protein L15 (gene Rpl15). NCBI's taxonomy places the organism in Eukaryota, Metazoa, Chordata, Mammalia, Rodentia, Spalacidae. Gene Ontology annotation, biological process: cytoplasmic translation. The transcript has 4 exons. The coding region runs from base 100 to 714 and encodes 204 amino acids. Gene Ontology annotation, cellular component: ribosome; cytosolic large ribosomal subunit. The record is from RefSeq and is a predicted model, not a curated record. Gene Ontology annotation, molecular function: RNA binding; structural constituent of ribosome.